This is a messenger RNA of Rhizoctonia solani, 759 nucleotides long. RefSeq lists its product as uncharacterized. The record is from RefSeq and is a predicted model, not a curated record. Bases 1 to 759 code for a protein of 252 amino acids. NCBI's taxonomy places the organism in Eukaryota, Fungi, Basidiomycota, Agaricomycetes, Cantharellales, Ceratobasidiaceae. The transcript has a single exon.
AUGUCCAAUGCUCCCCGCGCUCCUCCGAUCAUCCAACUCGGGUUCGAUGCCGAGGACCGUGCGCCUUCGCCCGAGAGUGAAGUUGCAUGGAGUCUGCCUGCUGCCGGAGCCACCCGAUUGGUCGGCAGCCGCUGGAUGGGCAAGGACUACGAGGGCAUCAAGUGCUGGGCCCAUGGUGUUCGCGGAUAUCCCGACGAUGACAUGUCAGACGAUGAUUCAGACAGCGAUAUAUUCGAUGUCAAGGCCGCACCCAUAUUCCCCAUUACCAUCAAGUCUCCUCGCUCAUCUCGCCGCGCACCUUCCACCCAGGCUUCGCUUACCCCACGGCACAUGUCUGUGUUCACCCUCGAUGACACUGCCUCGCUUGCCACCCCUGUAACCGACAACUGCCUUGCUCAGGGCUACCUCGAGUCUUAUCAGUCUGCGAACACAGAAGCUGCACAACGACUCCGCCGCCUUGUCACCGGCUCUACGGCUUCCACCCUCAACUCAUCCGCCCCCAAGCCCGCAAAAGCCCGCACAACAUCCACCCCCAUCCCUACCAACCUUCCCAAGUCUCUUUCCUCUGAACCCGUCUGGAUCUCCCGUUCGAUCCAAUCAUCGGUCAAGGCCGACCAGCGCGGCCGCGACUGGGGUGGUCUCUACGACGUUGAAUGUGAAAAGGAAGAGCUUGCAUCGGAUCGCAUUGGCAGCUAUAUCCCAACAGAUAGCUGGCAACGCGGACGAACGCGCCAACGCUCCAACACCGAUCAGUUCUGA